AAUAUUAUUCAGCCUUAAAAAAGAAGGAUUUAUAGUCUAACACAUGUUACAAAUGGAUGAACCUUGAAGAUAUUAUGCCAAGUGAAAUAAGCCAGUCACAAAAGGACAAAUAUUGUAUGAUUCCAUUUAUAUGAGGUACCUGGAGUAGUCAAACUCAUAGAGACAAAGUAGAAUGGUGCUUGCAGGGGGAGGGGGGAGAAUGGGGAGUUAUUGUUUAAUGGGUAUGGAGUUUCAGUUUGGGAAGAUAAAGUUCUGGAGAUAGAUGAUGGUGAUGAUUGCAUAGCAAUGUGAGUGUACUUAAUGCCACUAAACUGUACACUUAAAAAUGGGUAAAAUGGUAAGUUUUACAUCGUAUAUACUUUACCACACAAAAAAAUUAGAGCUGAGGUCCUUGAGGUGGGGAUUUUGAAGCUGUAAAUUUUGGAUCUAAAUGUUAAUGUGAUUUGCUAACAUGUGAGCAUCUCUGUUUUCUUCCCACCCUCACACUCCUUUCUAGCUAACAAGAGUUUUGUCUUUUGUCACUCAGAGUCUCCUCCUUCCAUGCAUUCUGAGAAGUUUUGAAUUUGCCAGCUAGGUUCCCUAACUUGGCAUGCAGAACUAGUAGAAUGAAGAGAGACCAGACAGAAGAGGAAACUAGUUUGGGAGAGCCAUUAGUUGGCAACUAGUAUUUCGUCUUGUGAAGAAACAUUUUUCCAAAGCUCCUUCUCUUCAAGUUGGUUGCCCCGGUGACCUUUCGCCACCACCACUAUGAUGACCUCGUGCGGACUCUGUACAAGGUGCACAAUGAAUGCCCCCAUGUCACGCGGGUUUACAGCAUUGGGCGCAGUGUGAAGGGGAGACACCUCUACGUGCUGGAAUUCAGCGACUACCCUGGAAUCCACGAGCCCUUGGAACCGGAAGUCAAGUAUGUGGGGAAUAUGCACGGUAACGAGGUGCUGGGCCGCGAGCUGCUGCUGCAGCUGUCGGAGUUUCUGUGCGAGGAGUUCCGCAACAGGAACCAGCGCAUCAUCCAGCUGGUGGAGGGCACGCGCAUUCACAUCCUGCCAUCCAUGAACCCCGAUGGCUACGAGGUGGCCGCCGCCGCCCAGGACAGGGACACUUCUGGGUAUCUGGUUGGCAGGAACAAUGCAAACGGAGUAGACCUGAACCGCAACUUCCCUGAUCUCAAUACCUACAUCUACUACAAUGAGAAGAACGGAGGCCCCAACCACCACUUGCCCCUUCCAGACAACUGGAAAAAUCAGGUGGAACCUGAGACCCAGGCAGUGAUCCAGUGGAUCCGCUCCUUCAACUUUGUCCUUUCAGCCAAUCUCCAUGGAGGGGCAGUGGUGGCCAAUUACCCAUACGACAAGUCCCUUGAGCACCGGGUCCGAGGUUUCCGCCGCACUGCCAAUACCCCCACGCCUGAUGACACACUUUUCCAGAAGCUGGCCAAGGUCUAUUCCUAUGCACACGGAUGGAUGCACCAAGGUUGGAACUGUGGGGAUUACUUCCCAGAUGGCAUCACCAACGGGGCUUCCUGGUAUUCUCUCAGCAAGGGAAUGCAAGACUUUAAUUACCUCCAUACCAACUGUUUUGAGAUCACGCUGGAACUGAGUUGUGACAAGUUUCCGCGGCAAGAGGAAUUACAGCGCGAGUGGCUGGGUAAUCGGGAAGCCCUAAUUCAAUUCUUGGAACAGGUACACCAAGGCAUCAAGGGAAUGGUGCGGGAUGAGAAUUAUAAUAAUCUUGCGGACGCUGUCAUUUCUGUCAGUGGGAUUAACCAUGAUGUCACUUCAGGUGACCAUGGAGAUUACUUCCGGCUGCUGCUUCCAGGUACCUACACUGUCACUGCCACAGCACCCAGGUUUGACCCAGAGACAGUGAGUGUGACCGUGGGUCCUGGGGAACCCAAACUGGUUAAUUUCCAACUCAAGAGAAGCACCCCUCCAGCAGCCCCUAAGAGGAGAGGCCCCAACUCAGGGCAUAGAGGCAGAGUCUUACCAAAGAAAGUACAGCCCCGGGCAGCUAGGAAAAAAGAAAUGAUGAUGAAACAGUCCCAGAGAGUCCCUGCCUGAAAUCCACAGUCCCCGGGGCAACACUUUAGAAAGGCUUUGUUCCCGCUCUCACACCACAUGAAGCAUUCUUUCUAUUUUAUUAUCUGAGACAUAUUUAAAUAUAAACAUAUUCAGAACAA
Molecule: messenger RNA, 2176 nt
Organism: Physeter macrocephalus (sperm whale)
Lineage: Eukaryota; Metazoa; Chordata; Mammalia; Artiodactyla; Physeteridae
Gene: CPN1
Product: carboxypeptidase N subunit 1
Exons: 11
Coding region: 918-2057 (379 amino acids)
Biological process (GO): protein processing; peptide metabolic process
Molecular function (GO): zinc ion binding; metallocarboxypeptidase activity
Source: RefSeq, a predicted model, not a curated record